AUGGCGUCGCUAAACUUAUCAAUUAACGGCCCGUCCAUUAAGAGCAGCUACAAUGGAGUCAUCAACGGGCCGGCACCCUCGACCGACUCUCCCACCCACGCCCAGUGGGCUCUCUUCACCGUACAGGCACCAUUGCAGAACGCCUUCCAAGACAGCGGAGCUAAGGAGAGCAUUCUAAAAGUGCAAGGCACCGGAGAUGGAGAAUUGUCCGACUUAAUCGAGGACUUCAGCGAAGGUCGUGUCCAGUAUGCCUUCGUCAAGGUGAAAGACCCCAACUCCGGCCUCCCCAAAUAUAUCCUCAUCGCCUGGUGCGGCGGCGGCGUACCUGAACGUACCAAGGGAUACUUCACAAGCCACACCGCUGCAGUCUCAAAGAUCUUGCAUGGAUACCAUGUGCAGAUUACCGCUCGUUCCGAAAGCGACUUGGAGCCCCAGACCGUCAUGGAGAAGGUCGCCAAUGCCUCUGGUGCCAAAUACUCUGCUGGCUCAUCAAUUGGCGCCCCGGCCCCCCGCCCCCCCGUAAAGUCGAAGCCCGUAUUUACUCCAACCACUUAUAGCGCCGGCCGAGUUGAUCCCAUCGUCGCCGCCCGAACGAAGCAAGAUAGCAACGUGGACGCAGAUGGCUGGGGCGCAGAUGCUCCUCCCGUUUCCAGAUCUCAGAUCGAGAAGGUCGAUUCCGCUUACAAACCCACCAAGGUCAACAUGGCGGAGCUCACCAAGCAGAAGCCCGAACCCUCCCGUUUCUCUGCCGCGCCAGCCAAGCCCGAAUCUUCCUCUGAUGUGGUUGGGGGUGGUUACCAGCCCAUUGGAAAGGUUGAUAUCGCUGCUAUCCGAGCGCAGGCCAAGGAGAAGAACGACGACAGACCUACUCCUGUCAAGGGCGCAUACGAGCCUGUAGGCAAGGUCGAUAUUGCUGCCAUCCGGGCCAGGGCACAGAAGCCUGCGAAUGAAGAACCGGAACCGGUCGAGGAGGAGUCUAAGCCUCUCUCCGAGAGGGCCGCUGCUUUCAGUCAACCCCCGGCCUCCGAGCGACUCACAACUCUUCCCAAGCCCAAGGUUGCCAACAAGUUUGUAGGUAGUUCCAGCUUCACCGGGACUAAGCCACCGACCGGAGGUCUGGGCUUCGGCGGGCCGUCAGUUCCUUCCGCCGCGCCUGUUGGUGCCGCCAGCCGUACCUUUGCCGACCAAGGUGGAAAGACGCCAGCCCAACUCUGGGCCGAGAAGAAGGCCAAGGAGCGAGGGUCGGAUGUGGGAAGUAUCAGUUCGCCACCUCCUACCGCGUCACCUGUUGAGCCUCAGACCAGCGGAGGAGGAUGGAAGAGCGGGUAUACCGGAAAGAGCUGGGCUCCAGUUCACACCUCAUCCCAGUUCGGCCGACCCAACGAAGCUAUUGGUCAACAGACGACCGGGGAGCAAGAUAGGUCCUUCGAAGAAGAGACACCUGCUUCAUCUGGCGGAGUUGCGGCAUUGAAGGAUCGAUUCAAGGGCACGGCACCCAUCUCUGCUGGAUCUGUGCCUCAGAUCUCGCGAGCUGCUGAAGAGGACUAUGAUGAUGCCCCACCGCGUCUCCCCGAGAGCUCUCGACCUUCGGGAGGCUUUGCUCUUCCUGGCCUUCCUAGCAGGCCUGCGCCGGCAGAUGAACAGGAGGAGGAGCAGGAAGAUCCUUCGGCCUAUGAGCCUGAAAGAGAGUCUUCUCCCGUACGCAUUGCCGUUCCGGUCUCGGCCUCUCGCCCAGUUGUUGAACCACCGGAGGCGCGAGCACCACCCGCUAUCCCGGCAGCAGAUAUCGAUGUGCCCGACGAGGACGAGCUUCCUGACGAACAGGAGCAGACACGCGCUGCGCGAGGUGCUGCCACGGCCGUCGCUGAGCAAGAGUUUGAGCCUGAGCAGAUUGCAGCUGGCCAGAGCUCCCAGGGUGGCUACCGCGCAGUUGUCCAGUACGACUACGAAAAGGCUGAAGAGAAUGAGAUUGAGCUUAUUGAAGGCCAGAUCGUCACCGAUAUCGAUAUGGUUGAUGACGACUGGUGGCUAGGAACCAACUCCAAGGGCGAGCGAGGCCUGUUCCCCAGCAAUUAUGUCGAGAUCACAGAGGAACCAUCUGGAGGUUCUGCUCCUGUUGCCCCCGCCGCCGUCGAGGAGACUGCUCCUCCUCCGCCUCCUCCGGCAGCAUCGCGCCCGGCUGCCGCCGGCCCCACGGCAACCGCUCUGUACGAUUAUGAGGCCGCUGAAGAUAACGAAAUCAGCUUCCCCGAGGACGCCAAGAUCACGAACCUGGAGUUCCCCGACGAGGACUGGUGGGCUGGCGAGUACAAUGGCAAGAAGGGUCUUUUCCCUGCCAACUACGUACAGCUCGACUCAUAA
Molecule: messenger RNA, 2361 nt
Organism: Clonostachys solani
Lineage: Eukaryota; Fungi; Ascomycota; Sordariomycetes; Hypocreales; Bionectriaceae
Source: the annotation of a GenBank genome assembly